Molecule: messenger RNA, 1172 nt
Organism: Arvicanthis niloticus (Nile rat)
Lineage: Eukaryota; Metazoa; Chordata; Mammalia; Rodentia; Muridae
Gene: Pecr
Product: peroxisomal trans-2-enoyl-CoA reductase
Biological process (GO): phytol metabolic process
Cellular component (GO): peroxisome
Molecular function (GO): trans-2-enoyl-CoA reductase (NADPH) activity
Source: RefSeq, a predicted model, not a curated record
GGGGUCUAUUCAGUCACGUGGACGCGGACUUCCAGUGCUCUGCUACUUCUAAGGAACCCAAGGACUCGCUUUAGCGACAACUCAGGAACAGAUUCUCUGCAGCGAUGGGCUCUUGGAAGACUGGUCUGAGCUGCCUAGCGGCCGGGUUGCUGCAGAACCAAGUGGCCGUGGUCACUGGUGGGGGCACAGGCAUUGGAAAAGCCAUCUCCCGGGAGCUCCUAUACCUGGGGUGUAACGUGGUCAUUGCUUCCCGGAAGCUGGACAGAUUAACCGCUGCUGCAGAUGAACUGAGAGCCUCUCUGCCUCCCUCCAGCCGCGCUCAAAUCACUGCCAUACAGUGCAAUGUCAGGAAAGAAGAAGAGGUAAAUAAUUUGGUCAAAUCUACCUUAGAUAUAUAUGGUAAGAUCGACUUCUUGGUAAACAACGCAGGAGGCCAGUUCCUGGCUCCUGUUGAAGACAUCACUGCAAAGGGAUGGCAAGCUGUGAUUGAAACCAACCUGACAGGCACCUUCUACAUGUGUAAAGCAGUUUACAAUUCCUGGAUGAAAAGGCACGGAGGGUCUAUUGUCAAUAUCAUUGUCAUUGUUAACAAUGGGUUUCCAGCAGCAGCGCACAGUGGAGCGGCAAGGGAAGGUGUUUACAACCUCACGAAAUCCCUGGCUUUGGCCUGGGCCAGCAGCGGAGUCAGGAUCAACUGUGUUGCACCUGGGACCAUUUAUUCCCCGACGGCUGUUGAAAACUAUGGCGAAUUGGGACAAACCAUGUUUGAGAACGCCUUUGAGCGUAUCCCAGCUAAGCGCCUUGGAGUCCCCGAGGAGAUCUCCCCUCUGGUGUGUUUCCUGCUGUCCCCUGCAGCUUCCUUUAUCACUGGACAGUUGGUCAAUGUGGAUGGAGGCCAGGCUCUGUACACUCACUACUUCGAGAUACCAGAUCAUGACAAUUGGCCUGAGGGAGCUGGGGACCUUUCUGUUGUCAGGAGGACAAAGGAAGCUCUUAAGAAGAAAGCCAGGCUCUAAACCAAGGACCCAUCCGCCCACUGUGUGCCUCAGUGUCUUGAGAAUGUUUUGUACUUCACAAGGGCUUAUGAGUUCUAUGGGGGGAAAAAAAAUCACAUUAAUGUUAAUAGUUUUAUCUUUGCAAAAACUAUUCCCAAAAUAAAUGUAUAUUCAUGU